This is a messenger RNA of Nakaseomyces glabratus, 1236 nucleotides long. It is a transcript of the gene AIM6, whose product is annotated as Aim6p. Gene Ontology annotation, biological process: lipid metabolic process. Gene Ontology annotation, molecular function: phosphoric diester hydrolase activity. The record is from RefSeq and is a predicted model, not a curated record. Lineage: Eukaryota; Fungi; Ascomycota; Saccharomycetes; Saccharomycetales; Saccharomycetaceae.
AUGAUCCCGUUCACUGCUCAAUAUUUACUAGUAUGCGGCUACGUCAUACUCCUUGGAGUUAUCUUGCUUGAGAGGAGCGGUUACUCGGCAUUUGGCCUGCUAGAGAAACGCCAGGACUACUUCCACAACAGCCAUGCUAUAAUGCUGAGCUCGAGGCAGGACCUCGGUGUCAGCGGGCCAGCCCUCUACGAAUUGUUUGAAAAGCACUUGCUAGAUGCAUACAGAAUUCCUGGCAGGUAUCCCGGUGGAAUAUCUACGCUAUAUGACACAUUCAGUGAGUAUGUGUUCAAGGGCACCUCCCAUGAGAAUUGCUCCGUGGAGACCUCGGCUGUCGCUAAGCUUACCAGAGAUGUCACUCCACUGCCUAUCCACUCCCAUAAUGACUACUGGCGGGAUGUGCCUUUACUAAAGGGCCUUGCUUAUGGAUCUGUUAGUACCGAGGCUGACGUGUGGGUACACCCACACAAAGAUCAUCCUUACAAUAGUUCUACCGACAAAUUGGAAGACUAUGUACUUGCAGUGGGACAUGAUGAGGACUACAUAGACCCACUAAGAAAGACUCUGGAAAAGUUGUAUACAGACCCGCUUCAAAGCUUGUUGGAAGGUGUAAACUGUGGAAAGAGCAAUAACAGUAAAACUCAGAAGAAUGGUGUCUUUUAUACAGCCAAUCACAUACCACUAUUUUUUUACAUUGAUUUCAAGUCUGAUGACAAUAUUCUGACAUACAAACUAUUGCUUGAAAAGUAUUUCACUCAGUUAAUCCAGGCUGGCUACUUGACUUACUAUGAUAUGGAUACUGGUAAGAUCAUCCAGGGGCAAGUCACUGUAAUCAUGACUGGUAAUUACCCAAAUAAUACAGAUGUCUUAGACAAUGGCAAGGCAGAUGGUUAUUUUGGUGACCGCAAGCGAUAUUUGUUACAGGAUGCCAACCUGCUCGAACUCAACGAAGAGUCAGCUAAAAUGGCUGUCACCGCAUCCACAUCACUCUCAGAAAUUUUGAAGAUGGUUGGCUCCAGCAACUUAAAAGUAAUAAUGAGAGGCCAUUUGGACAAAGAAGAAAUAACAGCAAUUAAAAAAUACAUCGAUAAUGCUCACUCAUUCGACUUGAAAACAAGGAUAUGGGGGGUUCCAAGUUGGCCUCGUAAGACCAUGAAGAGGCUCUGGAAACAACAAAUUGAGGACUUAAACUCGGAUUUCCUCAACGUAGAUGACUUAAAGGCCGCAGCUAUGUUUUAA